Messenger RNA from Knipowitschia caucasica, 2406 nucleotides. NCBI's taxonomy places the organism in Eukaryota, Metazoa, Chordata, Actinopteri, Gobiiformes, Gobiidae. The record is from the annotation of a GenBank genome assembly.
AUGACUUACUCUGUGGAGAGGGUGGUGAGCUGGAGGAUGAGUCUGUUGUGGUGUGUCUCCUUUAACGUCUGUGACAGUCUGUUGUGGUGUGUCUCCUUUAACGUCUGUGACAGUCUGUUGUGGUGUGUCUCCUUUAACGUCUGUGACAGUCUGUUGUGGUGUGUGUCCUUUAACGUCUGUGACAGUCUGUUGUGGUGUGUCUCCUUUAACAGUCUGUUGUGGUGUGUCUCCUUUAACGUCUGUGACAGUCUGUUGUGGUGUGUGUCUCCUUUAACGUCUGUGACAGAGUCUGUUGUGGUGUGUGUCUCCUUUAACGUCUGUGACAGAGUCUGUUGUGGUGUGUCUCCUUUAACGUCUGUGACAAGUCUGUUGUGGUGUGUCUCCUUUAACGUCUGUGACAGUCUGUUGUGGUGUGUGUCCUUUAACGUCUGUGACAGAGUCUGUUGUGGUGUGUCUCCUUUAACGUCUGUGACAGAGUCUGUUGUGAGUCUGUUGUGGUGUGUGUCCUUUAACGUCUGUGACAGUCUGUUGUGGUGUGUGUCCUUUAACGUCUGUGACAAAGUCUGUUGUGGUGUGUGUCCUUUAACGUCUGUGACAGAGUCUGUUGUGAGUCUGUUGUGGUGUGUGUCCUUUAACGUCUGUGACAGUCUGUUGUGGUGUGUCUCCUUUAACGUCUGUGACAGUCUGUUGUGGUGUGUGUCCUUUAACGUCUGUGACAGUCUGUUGUGGUGUGUCUCCUUUAACGUCUGUGACAGAGUCUGUUGUGGUGUGUGUCCUUUAACGUCUGUGACAGAGUCUGUUGUGUCUGUUGUGGUGUGUGUCUCCUUUAACGUCUGUGACAGUCUGUUGUGGUGUGUGUCCUUUAACGUCUGUGACAGUCUGUUGUGGUGUGUGUCUCCUUUAACGUCUGUGACAGUGUCUGUUGUGUCUGUUGUGGUGUGUGUCUCCUUUAACGUCUGUGACAGUCUGUUGUGGUGUGUGUCCUUUAACGUCUGUGACAGAGUCUGUUGUGGUGUGUCUCUCUUAACGUCUGUGACAGAGUCUGUUGUGUCUGUUGUGGUGUGUGUGUCUCCUUUAACGUCUGUGACAGAGUCUGUUGUGGUGUGUGUCUCCUUUAACGUCUGUGACAGUCUGUUGUGGUGUGUGUCUCCUUUAACGUCUGUGACAGAGUCUGUUGUGAGUCUGUUGUGGUGUGUCUCCUUUAACGUCUGUGACAGUCUGUUGUGGUGUGUGUCCUUUAACGUCUGUGACAGUCUGUUGUGGUGUGUCUCCUUUAACAGUCUGUUGUGGUGUGUGUCCUUUAACGUCUGUGACAGUCUGUUGUGGUGUGUGUCUCCUUUAACGUCUGUGACAGAGUCUGUUGUGAGUCUGUUGUGGUGUGUGUCUCCUUUAACGUCUGUGACAGAGUCUGUUGUGGUGUGUGUCUCCUUUAACGUCUGUGACAGAGUCUGUUGUGAGUCUGUUGUGGUGUGUGUCUCCUUUAACGUCUGUGACAGUCUGUUGUGGUGUGUCUCCUUUAACGUCUGUGACAGUCUGUUGUGGUGUGUCUCCUUUAACGUCUGUGACAGUCUGUUGUGGUGUGUCUCCUUUAACGUCUGUGACAGUCUGUUGUGGUGUGUGUCCUUUAACAGUCUGUUGUGGUGUGUGUCUCCUUUAACGUCUGUGACAGAGUCUGUUGUGGUGUGUGUCUCCUUUAACGUCUGUGACAGAGUCUGUUGUGGUGUGUCUCCUUUAACGUCUGUGACAGAGUCUGUUGUGGUGUGUGUCUCCUUUAACGUCUGUGACAGUCUGUUGUGGUGUGUGUCUCCUUUAACGUCUGUGACAGAGUCUGUUGUGGUGUGUGUCUCCUUUAACUCUGUUGUGGUGUGUGUCUCCUUUAACGUCUGUGACAGAGUCUGUUGUGGUGUGUCUCCUUUAACGUCUGUGACAGAGUCUGUUGUGGUGUGUGUCUCCUUUAACGUCUGUGACAGUCUGUUGUGGUGUGUGUCUCCUUUAACGUCUGUGACAGAGUCUGUUGUGAGUCUGUUGUGGUGUGUGUCUCCUUUAACGUCUGUGACAGAGUCUGUUGUGGUGUGUGUCUCCUUUAACGUCUGUGACAGAGUCUGUUGUGAGAACCUGACAGAGAACCUGACAGAGAACCUGACAGAGGACCUGACAGAGAACCUGACAGAGGACCUGACAGAGAACCUGACAGAGAACCUGACAGAGAACCUGACAGUGAACCUGACAGAGAACCUGACAGAGAACCUGACAGAGGACCUUACAGAGAACCUGACAGAGAACCUGACAGAGAACCUGACAGAGAACCUGACAGUGAACCUGACAGAGAACCUGACAGAGAACCUGACAGAGAACCUGACGGAGAACCUACAGAGAAAACUGACAGAGAACCCACAGAGAACCUGA